This is a messenger RNA of Pseudozyma flocculosa PF-1, 411 nucleotides long. RefSeq lists its product as uncharacterized. The transcript has 2 exons. NCBI's taxonomy places the organism in Eukaryota, Fungi, Basidiomycota, Ustilaginomycetes, Ustilaginales, Ustilaginaceae. The record is from RefSeq and is a predicted model, not a curated record. The coding region runs from base 1 to 411 and encodes 136 amino acids.
AUGGUUCCCUCUCUCAUCGCCAUCAUACAACCACUCAGACAGAUUCUCACUACCGCUCUCUCUUGCCAAUUCUCGCAACCACAACCAAUCUCCCAACCCAGCCAAUCUAGCAAAAAUGCAGUUCACCGUCAAGACCGCCCUCGUCCUUGUUGCCCUCGUCGCCUCGGCCGGCAGCGCCAUGGCCCAGGGACCUCGUCAGAUCAGCCACGGCAAGGCCGGCUGCAAGAUUCCCGCCCCGGGCAAGAUCCCCUCGGGCAACGCCCUGGGCCAGUGCCCCAAGAACGACUGCGCCGCCGCCCUCGACCUCCCCAAGUUCUGCGCCCUCUGCAAGAGCGCCGGCGGCACGCCCACCGGCUGCUAAGCUGCGGCGGGCUGCACGAUGGCGGGCAGCAGGUGAAGCUGGGUCGAUAG